Messenger RNA from Scomber scombrus (Atlantic mackerel), 1332 nucleotides. RefSeq names its product mitochondrial ribosomal protein L9 (gene mrpl9). The coding region runs from base 145 to 1071 and encodes 308 amino acids. The record is from RefSeq and is a predicted model, not a curated record. Gene Ontology annotation, cellular component: ribosome; mitochondrion. Gene Ontology annotation, molecular function: structural constituent of ribosome. NCBI's taxonomy places the organism in Eukaryota, Metazoa, Chordata, Actinopteri, Scombriformes, Scombridae. The transcript has 7 exons. Gene Ontology annotation, biological process: translation.
GACUGGAGCAUGUCAGCUUUGACUUUAAAUACUGCAGUCAGGGUGAUUUUUGGGGAUAAACUGGUGAUUUCAGAGGGUGUUUGAGGCUCUUUCUGGUGACUUUUAGUGUGAAGCGGAUGUUUUGAGGCGCUGAGCGGAGUCAACAUGUGGAGCUCAGCCCGUCGUGUCCUUCAGGAGCUUCUCAGCCAGCCUGCUGUCAGGAGCUUCUCUGUCACUUCUGCUCAGAACACAGUUAUUGUGGAGCGCUGGUGGCAGGUCCCCUUGUCUAAAGUAGGCUCCCCACCGAGGCUUCACCCUCGAAGACACAGAAUCUACAAGCUGGUUGAAAACACCAGCCAUGCUUGCAAGGAGAAGAUGGAGCUCAUCCUAACCCAGACUGUCCCAAAGCUUGGAGGGCGAGGAGAUACCGUGUUUGUCACAAAGGCUGUUGGCAGAAAUAAGCUGCUGGCUCAAGGCCUCGCUGUGUAUCCAUCACCAGAGAACAAACUGAUGUUUGCUGAGGAGUUAAGACUUUUGCGUGAGGGGAGGCCAGAGGACAGAAUCCAAACCCGCACUGGACAACUGACAGUCGCGUUCAUUAAACGUUCCGAGUUGAAGAUCAACAAAAUGCCGUCUGAUGAAUUCAAGCUCACUAAAGAAGUCGUCUGCAGACAGCUUCUCAAGAAGUGGGGUCUUGUUGUGCCACUUCAUGCGUUGAAACUUCCAUUUGAGCCAAUCACAGACCUGGGUGACUACUGGUGUGAAAUUACGGUUAAUGGAGUGGACACGGUUCGCUUCCCUGUGUCACUGGUGCCGUAUGAAGACCCCUCCGCAAAUCAUCAGCGGCUGUUGAAGGCACAAAGUCGGCAGGAGGCAGCCGCAGAUGUUGCAGAAGCUGCUGAUGAGGACGAAGCUGUUGUGAAAGCAGUUUCUGAGGUUGCAGCAGAAGCUGAGGCUGGUAAAGACUCUGUGAGUCAAGUUAGUGAAGCUUCAGCCUCAACAGGAGCUGCUGACGCCGAGCAAGCAGCAGCAACGACAAAGACGAGUCCAGAAACAACAGCACCACCAAGUGACAGCCCGAAGAAAGAUUAAGGACUGAAAAUGAAGAUGUCUAUAGAAGAACAGCAGCUUGUAUUUACCUACAAUACACAUUUCAACGCUUUGUUUUUUUAAAUUGUUUUGUCAAUCCAACACAAUCUCUGUCCAGUCAGUUUGUGAUCAGUGUUCUUCUAGUGGAUGUGGCCAAUACAAUAAUGUAUCUAGCCAUAAGAAAACAUUAAAACUGAGGUUUAAUCCAAUACUGUAAAUGUGCAGUGUUUUAGUACUGUGGAAAAUAAAAGGUUAUGUUGCCUC